Molecule: messenger RNA, 8278 nt
Organism: Heteronotia binoei (common prickly gecko)
Lineage: Eukaryota; Metazoa; Chordata; Lepidosauria; Squamata; Gekkonidae
Gene: CAMSAP2
Product: calmodulin regulated spectrin associated protein family member 2
Exons: 18
Coding region: 945-5429 (1494 amino acids)
Biological process (GO): negative regulation of microtubule depolymerization; neuron projection development; cytoplasmic microtubule organization
Cellular component (GO): microtubule minus-end
Molecular function (GO): calmodulin binding; spectrin binding; microtubule minus-end binding
Source: RefSeq, a predicted model, not a curated record
GACCCUCCGCGAUCCAAGCCGGGCGGUGGGGCAGGGCGACUCCCCUCCCCUCUCCUCCUCCUCCCCUUGGUUUUUCCCCUCGGAAGCUCCGCCCAAGCCGGAGCCUGUUCACAAUGAGGAGGGGGCUAUGGAGACCAGGGGAGUGCGCAUGCGUCUUUGCGCCCGGAGGCUUUCCCCUUCAUUUUCUAGUCUAGUGCGGCAGCAGCGGGAGGAAGGAAAGCGGUGGCUGCUGGAGAAGCAGCAGGAGCACAGAUGAGGGAAGAGGCGAAGCCAAGGCCGGCGAAGCCAGAGGAGCCCCACAAGGAGUAACCAGCUUUCCGCGAGCGCCGCACCCAGCCGCGUCGGGUUCUUCCUUGCUGUGGCGCGCCAGCUUGCCUGGGCAGCCGGGCUGGGGCGUUCGGACACAUCUCCCAGUCCUCGCCGCCGCUGCAGGAAAAUCCCAGCCGCCUCCCUUCAGGCUCUGGCUCCCUUCCCCGCCCCCUCUGCAUUUUUGGGGGUGGGCAGAGCCGGGAUCUCCAAGGCUCGUUGGCAAGGCUGCUUUUUUUUUUUUUUUUUGGUGGAAGAAACCCAAAAUCCUUCAGAGGGAUUUCCUCAACCGUCAUUGACUCUGAUUGAAACAAACAAACAAAAAACAAACGGGGGAAAAAAGGAAUCGAGACAAAGCGAGCGAGGGCCAAGCAGGAGAAGACACCCGGGGCUUGUUCCACAUUCCUAUGCAGAGACAGAGAGCGGGGGGGAUUUCUCCCCCUAAACACCGCUGAGUUUCAUUGCACCAUCGGCAUCCUCGGCUACUACAUUUUUUUUUUGUUUUAAUUUUUUUGAAUCGGCCUGCUGCUAUUUUUGACAUCUAUUCGAGGAGUCGCCUUUUGGAAGGAGAAUCAUGUAAUCUGCCUUUGCAAAAACCCCAGGUUGCUCUGUGGGUGGGGGGAGGGAUCGAUCGAAAAAUGGGGGAUGCUGCAGACGUCAAGGAACUGAGAAAGACGUUCAUUGUCCCUGCCAUCAAGCCCUUUGAUCACUAUGAUUUCGGCAGAGCAAAAAUCGCCUGUAAUCUAGCCUGGCUGGUGGCCAAAGCCUUUGGGACCGAAAAUGUACCAGAGGAACUGCGAGAGCCUUUUUAUACAGAUCAGUAUGACCAGGAACAUAUUAAACCUCCUGUUGUUAAUUUGCUGCUAUCAGCUGAACUUUACUGUCGUGCUGGGAGUCUUAUUCUCAAGAGUGAUGCUGCCAAACCACUCCUGGGUCAUGAUGCUGUUAUCCAGGCCUUGGCACAGAAAGGCUUGUAUGUCACUGACCAAGAGAAAUUGGUAACAGAGAGAGACUUGCACAAGAAACCCAUUCAGAUGAGUGCCCAUUUGGCCAUGAUUGACACCUUGAUGAUGGCUUACACUGUGGAAAUGGUCAGUGUGGAGAAAGUGAUUGCAUGUGCACAGCAGUAUUCGUCCUUCUUUCAAGCCACAGACCUUCCCUAUGACAUAGAAGAUGCUGUCAUGUUCUGGAUAAACAAAGUGAAUGAACAUUUAAAAGACAUCAUGGAACAGGAACAAAAACUAAAAGAGCAUCACAGUGUUGAAACUCCAGGAGGUCAAAAGUCUCCUUCCAAAUGGUUUUGGAAACUGGUUCCUGCUCGUUAUAGGAAGGAGCAAACUCUCCUUAAGCAGCUGCCCUGUAUUCCAUUGGUGGAAAAUCUGCUGAAGGAUGGUACAGAUGGUUGUGCUUUAGCUGCCCUGAUCCAUUUUUAUUGCCCGGAUAUAGUCAGACUGGAAGAUAUAUGUUUGAAGGAGACCAUGUCACUGGCUGACAGUUUGUAUAAUCUGCAAUUGAUACAGGAAUUUUGUCAGGAGUAUUUGAACCGAUGUUGCCAUUUUUCACUUGAGGAUAUGCUCUAUGCUGCUUCUUCAGUAAAGAGCAAUUAUUUAGUGUUCAUGGCAGAGCUGUUUUGGUGGUUUGAAGUAGUGAAGCCAUCAUUUGUUCAGCCUCGAGUAGUAGUUCACCCCCAAGCUGACUUUCCAAAAGAAACAUCUUCUGUUCCUGCAGCAAGUGUCAGUAGAAGGAGCUAUUCAGAUGCUUCACAUAGUUCUGACCCAAUAGGCAGUGUGGUUGGACCAACUUUUAAACCAUCUCACCAGAUCCCACCUGUUAGGAAUACUUACAGUCAGCCUUAUUCAUCUGCUCCAGCAGGUAACAUUAGAAGAUCUGCAUCUAUGUCUUAUGUGGAUGGAUAUGUAGGGACUUGGCCCAAAGAAAAACGAUCUUCAGUACAUGGAGUUUCAUUUGAUAUCUCUUUUGACAAAGAAGAUAGCAUUCGUAUCACAGCUCCAAACAGAGCAAUGACUAGAUCUGUUAGUAAUGAAGGUCUUGAGAAAAAUACUGACCGCAUGCCCAGACAUAUUAGAAAAAACCUGUCCUUCAGGCCUGUGAAUGGAGAAGAGGAAACUGAGGAUAUUGAAGAAGAAAGGGAUGGGGACUUUCAUAGUAGUCCAGAGGUCAAUAGUGAUCAAAGGAAUGCCAACCAGGUUAGCCCAUAUAACCUCCCCAAUGGUGCACUGCAAAACAGAUUGGUUACUGAUGAUUAUGGCAAUCAGAUUGAGGCACCAAGCAUUGAACAGGCUUUGCAAAUUAUCCAUGCUACUGAUAAACCCCCCAGUGCUACUCAGCCACAGCAAAUUACAAAUGGGUUUUUUCUUCACAACAAGGAGAUGAACAUUUUGAAUUCAAACAUCAAACCUGACCAGAGUAGUCCUGAUCUUGCAGACACAAAAGGUGCUCUCAGUCCCAUAACUGACAAUACAGAAGCAGAUACGGGAAUCCAUGUCCCUUCAGACAUUCCAGAGACUAUGGAUGAAGAUUCUACCUUGAGGGAUUAUACUGUAAGCCUUGACUCUGAUAUGGAAGAACCAUCUCGAUUCCUGCAUGACUUUGAUAGUAAAGGUGUCAACCAAAAGGAGCAAUUAAGUCCUUGUCCAAGCUCAAUUAGUGCCAAAUCCCAAGCAGGAAGUAGUGCAUCUUCAAGUUCAGGAGUCAAAAUGACCAGCUUUGCAGAACAGAAAUUUAAGAAACUUAAUCACACAGACAGCAGAAGCAGUGGAAGCAGUUCUCAAAAAACAACCCCAGAAGGCUCUGAGCUGAACAUUCCUCACAUAGUUUCCUGGGCUCAAAUACCUGAGGAAUCUCCUCUCCCUCAAGGAAGAGACACUACACAGUUGCUGGCCUCUGAAAUGGUGCAGUUGAAGAUGAAGCUGGAAGAGAAGAGGCGGGCAAUUGAGGCCCAGAAGAAGAAGGUUGAGGCUGCAUUCACAAAACAAAGGCAAAAAAUGGGAAGAACAGCAUUUCUCAAUGUUGUGAAAAAGAAAAGCGAUGGGAUUUCUCCACUGAGAGAAGAGGCAGCUGGAGCAGAGGAUGAGAAAGUAUUUACCGACAGCAAGCUAAAGGAAAAAGAAACACUAAAGCUAGGUGAACGGCUUAACAAGGAUUCAGAGAAAAUAAAGGAGAGCAUUGAAAAUCCCCAUGCCAAAUGGCUUAAGUCCCCAAGUACUUCAGUUGAUUCUGAGAAGCAAUUUAAUUUGGCAAGUCCUUCAGAAGAGAACGUAAAUGAAAGUGACUUGUUGGAGUAUACAAAGUCUAUUGAGAAGCUCAAUUCUUCCCUACAUUUCCUGCAGCAGGAAAUGCAACGGUUAUCACUUCAGCAGGAAAUGCUAAUGCAGAUGAGGGAACAGCAAGCUUGGGUUAUUUCACCACCUCAGCCUUCUCCCCAGAAACAAAUUCGGGAGCUUAAAUCUUCUCUGAGAUCUACGGGAUCAUCUCCCAUGACCUCAUUUUCAUUGGAAUCUCCUCGUCCUUCCCACCAGUCCCCACAGUCAUCUUCCAGGAAGAAUUCCACUCUCCCUAGUAAAAUACAAAGGACUCCUAGGCCAAAUGAACUGAAAAUAACUCCUUUGAAUCGCACUUUGACUGCUCCACGAUCUGUGGAUAGUCUUCCUCGUUUGAGAAGAUUUUCUCCAAGUCAGGUACCCAUUCAGACUAGGUCAUUUGUUUGUUUUGGAGAUGACGGUGAACGUAUAGGUGAACCUCAGUUGAGUGGGAAUCUUUUGAAAGAGGUCAGAAAUAUGACUGAGAAAGCUGACAAGGAAGGAGGAGGUGAGAAAGAAGCAGAACAAAAAGUGACAGAAGAAGUAGUUGAACAAAAAUCAGAGGAAAACCAGAUCAGACCUCUGGAAUCCUCAGUAUCUGAAGUACUAUCACAGCCCGUUACUGAAACUGUCUGCCUUACUCCAAGUGAAGAGUUAUUGAACCCCCCAGUAUUGCCACCACCUCUGUCUAAAACCGCUAACCUCAUAGAAGUCCCCCUCUCAAACUUGAAACCACCAGAAAAGUCUGAAGAAUCUGUUGAGAAAUCAGAGGGUGAGAGUGACAAAGAACAACUGGAGGAUGACCAAAAAGUGUGUUGUGGAUUCUUUUUCAAGGAUGAUCAAAAGGCUGAAGAUGAUAUGGCAGUAAAACGGGCAGCAUUACUGGAGAAGCGAUUGAGAAGAGAAAGAGAAACCUUACUUCGAAAGCAGCAGCUGGAAGCAGAGUUGGAACACAAGAAGGAAGAAACAAAGAGGAAGUCUGAGGAAGAACGUCAGAAGAAGGAAGAUGAACGAGCCCGGCGAGAGUUCAUUAAACAAGAAUAUAUGAGGCGGAAGCAGCUAAAACUCAUGGAAGACAUGGACAUUGUCAUAAAGGCCCGUCCCCAUUCCAAACAGAAAAAGCCACGACCAAAAUCUAUUCAUAGAGAUCAUAUUGAAUCGCCCAAGACUCCAAUCAAAGGUCCUCCAGUAUCUAGCCUUUCACUGGCAUCUCUGAACACAGGAGACAAUGAGAGUGUGCAGUCAGGCAAGAGAACGCCACGGUCCGAGUCUGUGGAAGGAUUUUUAUCUCCAAGUCGCUGUGGUAGUCGUAAUGGGGAAAAGGAUUGGGAAAAUGCAUCUACAACCUCUUCGGUAGCUUCUGCUACAGAAUAUACAGGACCAAAGCUCUACAAAGAACCCAGUGCAAAAUCUAACAAACACAUAAUCCAGAAUGCUCUGGCUCAUUGUUGUUUGGCUGGAAAAGUAAAUGAAGGGCAGAAGAAAAAAAUAUUGGAGGAAAUGGAGAAAUCAGAUGCCAACAAUUUCCUAAUCCUCUUCCGGGACUCAGGCUGCCAGUUCCGAUCUUUAUAUACAUACUGCCCUGAAACUGAAGAAAUUAAUAAAUUAACUGGGAUCGGCCCCAAGUCCAUUAGCAAGAAAAUGAUUGAGGGGCUCUAUAAAUACAAUUCUGACAGGAAGCAGUUCAGCCACAUACCUGCUAAAACUCUUUCUGCCAGUGUUGAUGCAAUUACCAUUCACAGCCAUUUGUGGCAGAGCAAGAGACCAGUAACGCCGAAAAAACUCUUACCUGCAAAGGCAUAGUGACUUGGGGGGAGGGGUGGGGAGGAUACCUUGCUGCAGACUGUUGUGGGAAACUUGCACUUCGUAUUCGCUGCCUAUUAGAAAAUAGGUUCCUGUUUGCCAACGAGACUCCUUUGAACUCAAGUCUGAAGACCAAGCUCUGUCGUCAUGCACAACUGGAAUGUAAACACAGUAUUUAAGACUCAGAGAAAACUGACAUUUAGGUGAUUAUGCAUUCUUGUGCUCAUGAACGAUUGAGUCACAAAUGGAGACAGAUAUGUGCUUUCACACAGUCCAGAGUGUUCGUGUCCUACUUUGAAACACUGAACUAAUGAAUGUUUGCAAAUCUACAGUGACAAUUUUUUUUAACAUCUGUUGCCUUAUACUUUGGUAUUUUGCGCGUGUUCUGGAAUUUGCUUUUACUGUUAAUAUCUUUCCUGGAGAAAUAUUCUGUCUUGAUUUAUCACAGCAUUAAAUUUUUAGCAUCCUGCAGGCAACAGUGAGAGCUUCUUUGCACUGAAAUGGAGGUCUGCUCAUUAAGCUCUCAUUCAUUGCAAAGGAUUUUGCACAGGAAAAGCUCACUGAUGGAAAAUACUCAGAAUUAAAUGUUGCUAGCAUGUCUAGCAACUGGUUUCUAGCAUUACUUAUUCAGCAAGGAAGCAUAUUUUACAAAAGAUAUCAAUGUUACAUUAAAAAAUCCACUAUGGCCCUGAUCCAGGUAAUAUAUAGGGACAUCCAAAUAAGCCCUGGUAUGUUUAAGUAAAUAUUUUAAAUAUUACUUUGAAUAACUGUUUUCCCCCUUGUGUUCAGAAGCAUCUUCUGACAGCUACAGCCCAAACUGUUUUUAGGCAACCAUUUGAGAUUCAGCACAACAUAAAAUCACUCAAUAUGUGCAAAAUCACUUAUACAUGCGUGUAAGGCAUUUCCAAGGAUCAUGACCCACAUAGCAUUUUCAUUUCAAAAUUCUAAACAAAGCAGUAUAAUGCUGUGUUGAAAUUAGAAAUUUUAGGUGAAUCCUUUUGAAAAACAAAAUUGGAAAUCUCUAUAGAUUACUUAAAGCUCUUCCAAUACUACCCAGUAUGGACCAAAGUAAAUUUUCUUCUGAGAGACAUAAGGAUUUAAUGUUGCUUAAUAAAAAAAUAUCUGCAUCGAGUACAGUUCUUGACAUCUUGAGUGUAUUCAAACUGAGGGUGGCAAAGAUCCGCAAGUGUAAAGCAAUGUAACUGUUCUCUAAAUAAUCACUGGGGUAUAUUUUCAGUAUUUACAAAGGGCUUUAUACUUUUAGAAAAGUAAUUUCUGUUUUUUAAAAGAAUAUUUAGUAACGCGAGCACUAUUCCAACAGAUGAAAAGUAUGAACUUGAAAUCUACCCUUAUUUUUGUGACUGCUCUUUUGACAUUGUUCACCGGAGGACUUAGUUGGGGGGUGGGAGGGGAUCUAGGUGGAACCUCAUUCUCAGGAAAAGACUUGAAUUAUUGCUGAUCCUGUUCUGUUUCAGUGUUGUGACAAGUAAUGGAACUUAAAGACAGUAUUGAACUACUCUGCUUCUGAAGUAUGUACUUUUAUUAUGGGUUUGAAGAAGGAAAACUUAAAAUUCUGUAUGCCUCUCCCAUUGAACUGUUUGAAUGGAAGAAGUACUGCUUCACCACAGUCUGUUCAUGUUCUUAAAAUGGAAGUUGUACAGGAAUGAGAAAUCCUUAAAUAAUUUAGACAACAGUACUUUUUUAAAUUAUUAAAAGGCCUUAGGCAUCAAUGCAUCUGGGUUGUUCAGCAGCAUUUUCUCAGAAUGCAGUCAAUAUUUUACUGUAACUUAUGUUCUUAUAUUUAUGUAUAUUUGUUAAAACUGUAAAAAGACCUCUUCUUGUUUAAUAGAGAUGUGACUCAGAUCUAUUUGUGGUUAGGUGAUUCCUAAUGUUUGCAUGUUUACGAACCAGGAUAUCUAACCAUCUAUUUCAAAUGUAAACAUACUGUGUAUAUAUUAUAUAUAAUAUUAAAAAUAGGAGAUGAAUGGUCUGUAUAUUCUGCCUGCUGAACUUGGCUCCAACAAAUGGAAUAGGAAAGUCUUAUUACUUAUGUAAAUGGAAAUCUAAGUUAAAUAACUGAAGUAAAUCCAUGGUUGAGGAAGAACUAGCAGGAUUUAAAUAGGACAGACAAUUUUAAAGGGGAGGGCACAAGGAAGGAUUUUUGUAAAGUAAACUAUUCUAUUCUUGCUAAAGGGAAACUGUAGUUCAAGGACACAUGUCACCUACUGAUUCAUGCACCCUCAACUAAACGAUUUAUGAAGUAUGAUGGCAGAGGGUGUAACUUUAAAUUAUUGAAGAAAUUAUGAAAUUUAUCUACAGUUUUAAAAAGUUUGUGCAAUGUCUAAAGGUAAAAUGUGUACAACACAAAGUUUGAUAAUGCUGGGUUUAAAAUUUACUAAAUGCUAGGACAGUAAGGGCAGAUUUUUUUCCCCCCUUAAAGCUUGCAGUUUUUCUAAUGACAGUUUAUUUGGGAUCAUGUUUAGGAAGAAGUUUAUCACAUUGCUGCUUUAAUGGAGGGAGGGUGUUUUUAUAGUUUAUAUGACAGCCAAACAUCCUAAUUUACAGACCAGGUGUUCAAAUUUUUAACAGUCACGUGGGCUACUGAAACAAUUUUUUGAUGACUGUUGCGGCUUUUAAUGCUUUGGCUGUUUAAAGCCAAAUUAUGUUAUUUAUGAUUUAAUGGGCACCGUCUGUUGAGGAAAUGUACAGUGUUUUGUGUGCUUGUCCACUUUUGAGGAACAUUGCUACCCUAUUUUUUCAGAUACUGUGCUGUAAAAUAUUGUCAUAUUGCUACUUACUUAGUAUAGUGUAGUUCUUCCCUCCAUCUAAAUAAAACGCAUGGCACCAAA